This is a messenger RNA of Peromyscus californicus insignis, 1881 nucleotides long. RefSeq names its product TAFA chemokine like family member 1 (gene Tafa1). Gene Ontology annotation, biological process: neuroblast differentiation; regulation of neuroblast proliferation; positive regulation of microglial cell activation. The transcript has 5 exons. Bases 384 to 785 code for a protein of 133 amino acids. Gene Ontology annotation, molecular function: receptor ligand activity. The record is from RefSeq and is a predicted model, not a curated record. Lineage: Eukaryota; Metazoa; Chordata; Mammalia; Rodentia; Cricetidae.
CUGGAGUGGGGAUGGUCUGUCGGUGGCUAUAAACUGCUUCUCAUCAGGAAACUACAUUAGCUCACCAUCACUUCAAAGGUCUCGUCAGACAGAGGUGACGCCAGGAGAUGAUUUAAAGGUGAAAAUGACAAGGUUUCCACCCCUCAAACCCUGGUUCCUUUUCUGACAAUACAGUGAAUGAACCCAACGUCUUCUUAACUGUGGAAAUAGGAUCGGAAGAGGAAAGCCUUUUUUUUUUUCUUCUUUAAUUCUUGAUAAAGAACUGCUGGGAAGCAUUCUCUUUGAAUAUCUGAGAAUUGUGGCACAGAUGGAUUUUAAAAAGUGUUAGCUCUUUCCAAUGAACACUAGGAGAGUGCCCUGCUCUUGGCUGGAUUUUUCAGAGAAUGGCAAUGGUCUCUGCGAUGUCCUGGGUCCUGUACUUGUGGAUAAGUGCGUGUGCCAUGCUGCUCUGCCAUGGAUCCCUCCAGCACACCUUCCAGCAGCACCACCUGCACAGACCAGAAGGAGGGACCUGUGAAGUGAUCGCAGCCCACAGGUGUUGUAACAAGAACCGUAUAGAGGAGCGGUCGCAAACAGUGAAGUGUUCCUGUCUACCAGGGAAAGUGGCUGGGACAACAAGAAACCGACCUUCCUGUGUGGAUGCCUCCAUAGUGAUUGGGAAAUGGUGGUGUGAGAUGGAGCCCUGUCUAGAAGGAGAAGAAUGUAAGACACUCCCUGACAAUUCUGGAUGGAUGUGUGCCACAGGCAACAAAAUUAAGACCACAAGAAUUCACCCAAGAACCUAACAGAAGCAUUCAUUAUAUAAAAUAGGAAAAUACGUUGUGAGGAGGUGAAAUAUCUGACGAACUUGCAAGCCAAAUGGAUCUCUUAUUUGUACUUUGACUGGUUACCAGAUAAUCACAGUGCAUUUGCUCUGUGACACAAAGUAUCCCAUAAGAAGACUCGGGAUUUUCUGACAACAUCAUGGAAAAAUGGCUUAAAAAAAAAAAAAACGAGUUUUCUCAGUGAAAUUUGGAGGAUCAUGAAGAACGAUCAACCGUCUUCUAACUUGAAACUACCGUUACUUUGUACCAUUUGAAAUAUAUGUAUAUAUAUAAUAUUUUGAAAUAUUAUAUAUUCUCUUCGAGAAAUGAACAGUACCACAAUGUGAGGUGGCUGGUGUACCCCUUUCAGUUUUGGAUGUUUGGUCGGUUUUGUUUCAUUUGCCAUUUCUUUUUCUCUUGGUAAGGAAGAUACACACCCGUGUGAGAAUCCAACACGGCACUCUCCCUGGAAGGCCAGCUGCAGACGGACUCGUGGAAUCUGAGGCAUCCUAACAAUACUGAGUCAAGAGCUUCCCUCUGUUUCUACCUGGUGACCCAAGGAAGCUCAUCGUCUUCUUUUAUUGCUUUCGACCCUGUGCAAUAUUAGCAUGCAAGCUUGGCUUACAUAACCAUACUUUAUAUUCGAUUGAUAUAUAAUAACCGUUCUAACCUCUUCCAGGAAAGUAUUUUUAGAACUACUAGCUUUUCCACAGAUAAGCAAAUGAGGAUUCUUGCGGGAGCUGCUCCACCACACUAUUAAGACUCUGGCAGGAUGGUAGGAUGUAGAUCCCUAUAUUAAUAAGUCCUGUAAAUACAAUGUCUUAGGGCUUUGUAUAGCUGUCCUAGACUGCAGAAGUGUCCUCCGAUUAAAUCCAAAGUCUGACAUCGUUAACGACGUAGUGCUGUAGUGACAAGUCUUAUCAUGGCACCUCUUUCUAUGUUUGAUUUGCUUUUUCCUAGAGUAUUCGCAUCUCCUCUGGUGAGAUAGGAAGGCUAUGAAAGCAAUUAGGUUUCCCAAUGAUCUAUGUGACCAAAUGUUGGACAGCCCUAUUAAAGUGGUAAAUAACUUCUUUCUUAA